CAUUCAAGUUCAUACUGACCAUGCUUGGAAACAACAGCCUCCACGUUCGUGACCAUGGAAGGAGAUGCGAGACGUGAUCGGGUCACAAUAAGGGUGUUGAUUGACACGGCGGAUGAGCAGUUCCCAAGGGGAGCGGGAUCAUGGAUGUCUGGGCAGCAACGACUUCUCAUUCUGACAUUCGGCAGUUCAACACUGCAGACCACAUGGGUUCAACCCCUUUGUGUCUCGUCCGGCCCAUGCCCAUGCCCCCGCGAUUUGACAUCGCUAUUGUGCGUCCUUGUACUUUGUAUGUCAAAUGCACUGCAGGACACAGCUGGGGACACAAUAGAAGUCAUCCUUGUCUUCACGUUGUGGCGGACCAAUCACCUCUUUGAGGUAAUAGGCGCCGGUGUUAGCGCGCUUUGCCAGGCAACGAUCAACGCAAAUGGGCCUCAUUGCAACCGCCCUCUCAAUGGACGCUGGAAGGCGGACCCUGAGUGGCCAAUCCUUUCCGAGGAAGGUUUGAUUUCGAGUCUUGAGACUCAUCGUUGCUCGCUUCGGCCAGAAUCGCCGUGGUCUUGUUGUCAGGCCGACUUGAUAUCGCGCCCUUCGUGAUAUCGCGGGACACAUAAAAGACGGGGAAAGCGAUGCUUCGUCCCUAUCCCACCUUCUUCACCCCCCUCAUCCAGUCGGACAGGUUUUUAGCAUC
Messenger RNA from Laetiporus sulphureus 93-53, 688 nucleotides. RefSeq lists its product as uncharacterized. The transcript has a single exon. Lineage: Eukaryota; Fungi; Basidiomycota; Agaricomycetes; Polyporales; Laetiporaceae. The record is from RefSeq and is a predicted model, not a curated record. The coding region runs from base 55 to 594 and encodes 179 amino acids.